Zea mays is the source of this 612-nucleotide messenger RNA. RefSeq lists its product as uncharacterized. NCBI's taxonomy places the organism in Eukaryota, Viridiplantae, Streptophyta, Magnoliopsida, Poales, Poaceae. The transcript is spliced from 2 exons. The record is from RefSeq and is marked validated. Bases 87 to 257 code for a protein of 56 amino acids.
AAUCUCGCGAGAAGCGAAGCCGGAGGAGGAGGGUGCGAGGAGAUCGCGAGCAGCCGGAGCCGGAGCCGGAGCCGGAGGCCUAGUAGAUGAAGACGUUCGAUCCGUGGCCGGUCUUCUUCCGCCGGGAGUGGAAGCGCAAUUGGCCCUUCCUCACGGGGUUCGCCAUCACCGGCUUCAUCAUCACUAAGAUGACGGCCAACUUCACCGAGGAGGACCUCAAGAACUCCAAGUUCGUCCAGGAGCACAAGAAGCGCUGACCAACCAGGCUCCGGGGCAGCGCUUGGACCAGAGUGCAUGGUGAUUGGAGCUCGAAAACGGAGAAAGCGAGGGGUGUGAUAGGUCGAACACAACAACAAAUGACAAUUAGCACUGGAGGAUGCCAAGUAUUCAAAGGGUGCAUUAUUAUAAUGCCAACAGAGCAAUUACUGUCUUCAUGAUGCCAAUAGUCUGAAGUCCGAUGAAUCGAGUGCCAAAAUUGCAAAAAUCUCUCCAUCAUGCGGGAGUUAGUUUCAUUUCGCAACAGCAGUGAUUCUUAGGUUCUUAUUUCUGGUGGCUAUUGUAGCACUUAUCCAUUAACGAUGUCAUUAUCACAUUAGUGUAUUUUGGGAACAG